Molecule: messenger RNA, 999 nt
Organism: Scylla paramamosain (green mud crab)
Lineage: Eukaryota; Metazoa; Arthropoda; Malacostraca; Decapoda; Portunidae
Exons: 4
Coding region: 16-690 (224 amino acids)
Source: RefSeq, a predicted model, not a curated record
GGGCGGGCAUCAGCAAUGAUGGCUGUGGUGCGCAUUACGGUGGGGCUGGUGGCGGUGGUAGCAGCAGUGGGAAUGCCUUACAUUGAACCUCAGCAACGCAUCGAUUCUGUUUCCAGACAGCUGGACAACGUGACGGCCUGGGGAGAGGGUGGCAAGUCAAGUUUGCCCCCGACAAAAUCAGGCCAUGGUAAUAUCACAUGCCGGGGAGAGCACGGACCAGCUGCAUGGAAGGCUAAGGCUUGGAGAAGACCUCUAAAAGACAGUAUUGACAUCCUCAGCGUGGAGAUUGACUCUUGGCUGCACUUUGACAAGCACCUCAAGAAGGUGGUCCGAAAUGCCUCCUUCAAGGUGACACUGCUGCGCCGAGUGAAACACCCCUCCCCUGAUGACUUACUGACCCUGUACAAGGCCCAAGUCAGACCUGUCAUGGAGUAUGCCCCCCUCACCUGGAUGUUAAGUGCCCGCUGGAUAAGCGUACAAAGGUGGGCAGAAUGCCUUAUCCAAGGAGGGGACCAACAGAGAUCACUCCAGCAACCAUGGCAACAGCAGCAGCAGCGGACAUCAAAGACUGGCCCAGCAGCUCCAGCGUUGGACUGCUUGGUGCACCACAGGAGAGUCACCGCCCUGAUGGUACUACACAAAGCACAGGUCCAGCACAUGUCGCACCUGGUGGACCUGAGGGCCAUCUAGAGGAGGUCUGAGCGAUGCACGAGGACAGUGCUGAGCAACGACUCCCUCUUGGAGGUCCCAAGGUCCUACUCCACCACCCACCAGCGCGCCUUCCCUGCCACAACGGUCAGGCUGUGGAAUGCCUUCACCACUGCUGUGAACAUCAGGCAAAUGUCCACCCAGCAGGCAAAGGUUCAAAGUCUGCAUGGAACCCCAAGAAGGACCAACCUUGAUUUUCACUGGCAGAGCAACAGACAGCUGUAGGGCUCCCUCCAUGUGUUUUUGGACAAGCUGUGCCACCUGAAUCACAUCUUCACUCAUAACCUGCAA